AUGGAUGGAAACAUGGAUGCUCGUGAGUUUUCUCAGUUCCAGCUUUCUGGCAAUUCCGCUACUGAUCUGGGGCUUACACUCUCCCCCGGGUCGCAGCAACUGUCAAACCUUCAGACUGGCCAGCAGGCCAACACCUUUGAUCCCAGCUUCGACUUCGAAGUUGCCAUUGACUUUGAAGCCCUUGGGAACACCGACUGGGCCUUUGAUGGCUUUCAGGGCCCCAGGAAGCGUGGCAGUGAGGACGCCUUUCCUGCCAACUCGACCCCUUCUGCCCUGAAGAAGCAGCACGUUGAAAUGGACCAGCAGCAGACCAACACUUCCUUUGGUCUCGAUAACAUCGAUGCUCUUUUCUGCGAACCUGCAGCUCUUGACGGUGGCUCUACUCAACCUCCUGCUGUUUUCCAUGACGCGACCGCCAAUCCCAUCGCUUGCAACAACAGCCUUCCGACCAGUCCUCUCGGGAGCCAGACUUCGCAGCUUGCGACCAUGCCUAACAAUACGUCUGGUCCUCCCGGCAGCAACGUCUCGUCCCAUGAGUUGCAGACCUUUUCCUACCCUACUGCCCCUGCGAGCUGCAAGGCCAAAAACAAGUUUGCCGUUGGCCAGCAGGACAUCAUGAACAAUAACACCGGUGAGACGAUCCGCCGCCCAGGUCUGAAAGCCAACCAUGCUACGCCGUACACGAACACCGGCUACUUUCCUUCGACUCCCGCCCAACACCCCAAGGUCAUUGCAGUCAACUCGAGAAACCUACACGGGCACGUCCUGAACCUCAAUCGCCGGUUGAGCGAAAUCACAUCGGAGCGUGACAUGUACAAGAAGGCUUUCCAGAAGUUCAUGGCCCUCGAUGAAGGCACUGGGCAGCCCGCGCACAAGAUUCUUGAGGGGCACCUAGCUACGGCUCGCCGCACUCUUUCAAUCACUCAGCGCAAGCUCAGGGAGAAGAAUGAAGAACUUGAGCUAUCCAAGAAGCAGUACGAGGCUCUGGGGCUGAAAUUCAACGAACUACUGACAGACUUCCACCGUCUGCUCAACCAUGUCCGCCAGAUCACCCCCGAGUCCACGCCGGGUGACCACCAAACCGUGCACCGGAUGGGCAAUGCGCAGCUUCCCGCCACGAUUUCGGUAUCCUCGACUCAGGCUUCUCCGACUGCUGAAAGCCCCCCUACCUCUAUCCAUGUGCAGAUGUCCGCUGCCCCCGUUUCGAAUAAAACCACCAUCUCUUCGUCUCUGUCCGGCAAUCGUCAGACUGGCCGUCCCCAGCAUGCUCUGACUCACACACCCACUUCUCCUGUGACCCCCCAGGCCACUACCCUCGUCGAUUUGACGAGCGACUCUGACGAGAGCCCCGUGAGUGCUUUGAUGACCCAGUCCCCGGCUUCGGCCCCAGCCCUGGACCCUGUUAACAAGUUUGCCGAAUUCUACCGGUCGUUCAGAAACAAGGAGUUCAAGUGGUUGCACCAGCAGGAGCCCACCUCGGAAACGAUUAUCCGCGAGACGAACAAGAAGAACAAGACGGCUGAACCGAAGAACGCCAUCGCCGUGCUCGACGACGACGACAUGAAUAUCAACACCCAGCACGCCCUCUGUGAUAUCCAGAAGGUAAUUCGCAAGGAACUUGGUAGCCCCUUCUGGUCGUCCGAAGACGGGGCUAUUGCCACCCUCGCUACUCCCUCCAAGAGCGCUUCUUCCAAGACCGCCAGCUCCCUUGUGGCUCCCAAUGCCACCGUCGCCAGUGUCAAUGAGCCCACCCGGUUUGUCAACCGUUCUUCCCAGCCUGGUCCCAACACCAUGGAGGCUUUCCCCAUUUCAAUCCAGGCUAAUGUUUACCUCAAGGAUACCGAUAUUGCUACGAAAAAUUCUGAUGGCGGUGCUACGAUCCACCUGUCCGAUGAGCAGAUUUGCCGUCUGCUCGAGGAGGAGAUGAUGCGCGAAGACUGA
This is a messenger RNA of Penicillium lagena, 1941 nucleotides long. RefSeq lists its product as uncharacterized. The transcript has a single exon. The record is from RefSeq and is a predicted model, not a curated record. NCBI's taxonomy places the organism in Eukaryota, Fungi, Ascomycota, Eurotiomycetes, Eurotiales, Aspergillaceae. Bases 1 to 1941 code for a protein of 646 amino acids.